UGCUCUUUCUUUUGUCUGCUCGGCCGUGGAGCACGGCGGCGGCAGGGAGCCCUUAUAGCUGUGACGCCCCGCUGGCAUCCACCUUGCCUCGAGCGUCCUUCAGCAGCUCCUCGGAGCUGUCCAGCAGCCACGGCCCUGGGUUUGCAAGUCUUAAUCGCAGAGAUGGGGCUGGCGGCUGGUCUCCACGCGUGUCCGAUAAAUACCAGUGGCUGCAGAUUGACCUCGGAGAGAGAAUGGAGGUCACAGCUGUGGCCACCCAGGGAGGAUACGGGAGCUCCGACUGGGUGACCAGCUACGUCCUUAUGUUCAGCGAUGGCGGGAGGAACUGGAAGCUGUAUCGGCGAGAAGAAAGCAUCUCGGGUUUUCCAGGAAACACAAACGCAGACAGCGUGGUACAUUACAGACUCGAGCCUCCCUUCGAAGCCAGGUUCCUGCGCUUCCUCCCCGUAGCCUGGAACCCUAAGGGCAGGAUUGGGAUGCGGAUAGAAGUGUACGGAUGUGCAUACAGAUCUGAGGUGGUUAAUUUUGAUGGAAACAGCUCCUUGAUAUACACAUUGAACCAGAAGUCCGUGAGUCCAACAAAAGAUGUCAUUUCUUUGAAAUUUAAGACCAGGCAGACCGAUGGGAUUCUACUCCACCGAGAAGGACAAAAUGGCAAACACGUCACCCUGGAGUUAGUUAAAGGAAGACUCAUCUUAUCCCUUAAUUCAGGCCAUGCUAACCUGCCGUCCCCUGACGCCCGUGUGACCCUCACCCUGGGCAGCCUGCUGGACGACCAGCACUGGCAUUCUGUCCUCUUGGAGCUCCUGAACGCACACGUCAACUUCACCGUGGACAGGCACACGCAGCAUUUCCAGGCAAAGGGCGGGUCCCGCUAUUUGGAUCUUGAUGAUGAGAUCAGCUUCGGAGGGAUUCCCGGACACAGAAAAUCAGUGGUGUUCCCACAUAAAAACUUUCACGGCUGCUUCGAAAACCUCUAUUAUAAUGGAGUGGAUAUCAUUGAUUUGUCCAAGAAACGCAAACCGCAGACCCUCGUCGUGGGAAAUGUGUCUUACUCGUGCUCACACCUUCAGAUUGUCCCUGUGACUUUCCUGAGUUCCAGCAGCUACUUGGCUCUCCCGGGUGCCUCUGGAGAGGACAAAGUGUCAGUCGCUUUCCAGUUUCGGACGUGGAACAGAGCAGGGCUGUUGCUGACCAGUCAGUUAAAACACGGGUCGGGGGCUCUUGUCCUUGUUCUAAAUGAUGGAAAACUCAAGCUGAGUCUCUCCCAGCCCGGACAUCCAUCGAGGGAUAUCACAGCAGGUGCUGGAUUAAGUGACGGGCAGUGGCAUUCGGUGUCCUUAUCAUUGAAAGGAAGUCACCUGAGUGUGAUGGUGGAUGGCGAGGCAGCCUCCGUGGCUCAUUCCUUGCGUGGACGGAUUGAUUCCGGGGACACCUAUUAUUUGGGCGGCUGUCCUGACAGCGUCUCUGGCUCUGGAUGUGGAGGUCCCCUGGGCGGCUUUCAGGGCUGCCUGAGGCUCAUCUCCAUUGGCGACAAGGCGGUGGAUCCCAUCACGGUGCAGCAGGGGGCGCUGGGGAGUUUCCGUGACCUCCAGAUAGACACAUGCGGCCUCACAGACAGGUGUUUGCCCAGCUAUUGUGAACACGGGGGCGAAUGCUCCCAGUCCUGGGACACCUUUUCCUGUGACUGUGCGCACACUGGCUACCUGGGCGCGACCUGCCAUUCCCCGUUGUACGAGCAGUCCUGUGAAGCCCACAAGCACAGAGGAGACUCUUCCGGGCUCUACUAUAUCGAUUCCGAUGGAAGUGGCCCUCUGGAACCUGCUCUCGUAUAUUGCAACAUGACAGACACCACCGGGACCUCAGUGCAGCACAAUGGCUCACAUCUGGCCAGGGUCAAAAGCUCGGAUGGAGAAAGCCCCCACCCUGUGGCUUUCAAGUACACAGCCAGCAUGGACCAGCUCCAAGCCAUAAUCGACCGUGCGGACCAUUGCCAACAGGAGCUGGCCUUCCACUGCAAGAAGUCAAGGCUUUCGGCUCGCCACGAUGGAACCCCAGUGAGCUGGUGGGUUGGAAGAACCAAUGAAACACACACUUACUGGGGAGGUUCUCUGCCUGAUGCUCAAAAAUGUGCUUGUGGAUUACAGGGGAACUGCCUUGAUUCUCAAUAUUACUGCAACUGUGAUGCUGACCGGAAUGAAUGGACCAGCGACACAAUAGUCCUUUCCCAUAAGGAGCACCUGCCGGUCAUUCAGGUUGUGAUGAGAGACACAGGCCGACCACAUUCAGAAGCCGCGUAUGCGCUGGGGCCUCUGCUCUGCUGGGGGGACAAUUCGUUUUGGAACUCCGCUUCCUUCAACACGGAGACUUCAUACCUUCAUUUCCCUACGUUCCGCGGAGAGUUCAGUGCUGAUGUGUCUUUCUUUUUUAAGACAACAGCUCCUUCUGGGGUGUUUGUAGAGAACCUAGGGAUCACAGACUUCAUCAGGCUAGAGCUACAUGCUCCCUCGGAAGUGACCUUUUCCUUUGAUGUGGGGAACGGACGUUGCGAGGUCACGGUGCGGUCGCCCACCCCCUUUAAUGACAACCAGUGGCACCACGUGAGGGCCGAGAGGAAUGUGAAGGAAGCGUCGCUUCAGGUGGACCAGCUCCCCAGCGAGACCCAAGCUGCACCUGCCGACGGGCACGCGCGGUUGCAGCUCAACAGCCAGCUCUUCGUGGGCGGGACGGCCACCAGACAGAGAGGCUUCCUGGGGUGCAUUCGUUCGCUGCGGCUGAACGGGCUGGCCCUGGACCUGGAAGAAAGAGCGACAAUGACGCCGGGCGUGGAGCCAGGGUGCCCGGGACACUGCAGCAGCUACGGACACCUGUGUCGCAACGGAGGGAGAUGCAGAGAGAGACACAGGGGUAUCGCUUGUGACUGCACCUUCUCUGCCUAUGACGGGCCAUUCUGCGAAAAUGAGAUUUCUGCAUAUUUUGGAAGCGGUUCGUCCGUUAUCUACAACUUUCAAGAACAUCAUAAUCACACCUUUGGUAAGAACGCCAGCUCCUUGGCGGCUUUAUUUCAUGAGGAUCUGACGCUGACCGGAGAAAUGGCCACACUGAGCUUCCGGACCACAGGGGCCCCCAGCUUACUUCUCUACGUGAGCUCUUUCUACGAAGAGUACCUAUCAGUUAUCCUCGCCCCCAAUGGAAGUUUGCAGAUCAGGUAUAAGCUGGACAGAAACCAGGCACCUGACGUUUUUAACUUUGGUUUUAAAAACCUUGCCGAUGGGCAGUUUCACCAAGUGAAGAUUCACAGGGAAGCGGCCAUGGUCUCUGUAGAGGUUAACCAGAAUGCAAGGAGACAAGUUAUCCUGUCAUCGGGGACGGAAUUCAACGCUGUCAAAUCCCUUAUGUUGGGCACAGUUUUAGAGCCCCCCGGCGCGGACCCGGACACGCUGCGGGCCGGCGCGCGCGGCUUCACCGGCUGCCUCUCGGCGGUGCGCUUCGGCCCCGCCGCUCCGCUCAAGGCCGCGCUGCGCCCCGGGGGCCCCGCCCCGGUCACGGUGCGCGGCCACGUGGCCGCCGCGGCCCGCUGCGCGGAGGGGGCGGGGCCCGGAGCCCCGGCGCGGGAGGCCACCCGCCCGCUGGCAGGUGGCUCUGGACCAACGGACGGGGGACAGCCCUUAGUUACUGCUGACGGAAGGGACUCCGCCGUCAUCGGAGGUGUGAUAGCCGUUGUGAUAUUUAUCUUGCUCUGCAUCACUGCCAUAGCUAUACGCAUUUACCAACAGAGAUGGCUGUACCACAAAAAUGAAUCGAAUAUUCCAAAACACGGAGACAAUGCCGAGACCGCUCUGAGAAGUGAGCUCGAUCUGCAAAAUACAGCCAGUGAAAGCCAGAAGGAGUAUUUCUUCUGAUGGGCAGUAGAGGCUCACUCAUGCAUGGCCCUGGUGACGCGACUUUCGGGCUGAGCCAGGGGCUCCCAGGGGAUGACGCCCCCUCUCGUCCUCUUGGGACAGACGGUGGCCGUGGGGCGCCGUCAGCUUGCUCGUGUGUGGCCCCAAGGAGGCCCUGCUCAGUGCUGCUUCAUGAUCUAUUGAUGUAAAAGUGACUUCGGUGUGCUCAUUAAUCACUGUGUGGCAGUUUCUGACUGUUCUGACCUGAUCUUUGAAAAUUCAAAUGUAUUUUGCAUAAUGACUCUGGGUGUUAAGUGAGGGCAAGGAUUUGAGCUGUGGCUCUACUCGCUUAAGACGGAGACGCAGACGUUUAUAAAAGUCAGAGUUGGACUCUGAUGUGCGUCGUGUGGAGGUCUGUAUUUUGCUUCCCUUAUCGAUCACCUGCUGACACUCGUAAAGCAGGAAGUGUUUCUCAGAUGGUGUUCGAGUCGUUUCCAUCUUCCUGCACGCCAGAGCCUGGUGGCCAAAAAUGCAUUCGAGACUUGGAAAAGAACAUUUUUUGGCUGCUUGUUUUUACUAUUUGUCUCUUUUAAGUCCGUUUGCAUACGUUUUAGUGACGAAGCGCAUCUUGAAUGUCAGCUACGAAAUUCUAGUCUUCUGUUCAUUUAUGGAACAGAAAAAUGCAUAGGUAGCAAAGUGUGUAAAGCAUUCUGAUCUGCAGUAUUUGCUUAUUUUAUUCUGUAACUGCUCAUUUUAAUCUUUGUAAAUUAUGAUAAAGAUGACCUCAUGAUCUCCCCCAAAACAUCUAUUUUCUAACUAAACCUGU
Messenger RNA from Prionailurus viverrinus (fishing cat), 4707 nucleotides. RefSeq names its product contactin-associated protein-like 3. Bases 234 to 3902 code for a protein of 1222 amino acids. The record is from RefSeq and is a predicted model, not a curated record. The transcript has 24 exons. Lineage: Eukaryota; Metazoa; Chordata; Mammalia; Carnivora; Felidae.